ACCUGGAACCGUACUGGAAGAACAAGAAUCCAGCGCAAAGAAAUUAAUUGGUUUACACUAGCUCGUGAAAAAGAUAUUGGAUAUUGGAUUUGGAAGUAGCUCGAAGAUUCGCCCUUGAGCCGUGGCGGUAUAGUCGCGGUCGGAACGAUUAUGGUUAGAUACGCGACUGUCCACCGGGUUAGGUCAUUUUCACCAUCCAAGAUUAAUGAUCGAGUGUCAUGUAUGAGAAAGUCACCUACAAAAGCGAAGUGUAGAAGCUUGUCUGCCUUGGUCCCACCAGAAUUUCGCAACCCUGGUUAUUUUAUACCGUUAACAGCAUGCCGUGUACAAGUAGAACCGUUGAGUUCUCUCCCAGUUGAGUACGCUUCCGUACUGACUAGACCAUGCUCAAUAGUCUGCGAGGAUGCUUCGAUUAGUAAUCAAGAAGAUGAUUUUCAAAUAGAAAUUAACAGAGAAAACCCUGUUAUUGUAGAAUGUCGUAUAGCCCUUCCCAUUCUUCCACUAUCACUACAGGACUAUGCAUCUCCUGAACCCAGCCUUGUACGUGACAGUAUUUCUAUGUACACUUCUAUCAUUGGAAAUCGAACAAUUUGGUGAAUAUCUAACUACUUCCGUAAAUGAAAGCAUGUAAUUGGCAACUUCAGUCGUCAACUAAUGUUAGGUCAUCCUGUAUUUAUUAUCCUUGUUUUAUUUUGGUCCAUAUGAAAGUCCAGCAGUUUUUGUAUCCCAAUGCCACUUGGGUUUUCUCCAAGUUGUAAAUGGAACAUUGCAAGGAAAGUUUCCAUUCGUCUGGUUGGUAUGGACAGAAUGAUAUCUGAUUAUGUUCUAUAGUGAUUGCACUGCUAUUUUUCGCGAUUCUAAUAGUUGGUAAAAUUUUGUAAAUAAAUACUUGGCGUU
Schistosoma turkestanicum is the source of this 897-nucleotide messenger RNA. Lineage: Eukaryota; Metazoa; Platyhelminthes; Trematoda; Strigeidida; Schistosomatidae. The record is from the annotation of a GenBank genome assembly.